Messenger RNA from Babesia ovata, 1515 nucleotides. Its product is annotated as ribosome binding protein. Bases 1 to 1515 code for a protein of 504 amino acids. The record is from RefSeq and is a predicted model, not a curated record. The transcript has a single exon. Lineage: Eukaryota; Apicomplexa; Aconoidasida; Piroplasmida; Babesiidae.
AUGCUCCACUGGCUGGUCGGCCUGACUGAAUCGGGGUAUAUUGGCACGAUUAAGGAGCAUGUUAGGAGCCUUUUGAGGGAGCAUAACAAUGAUGCCUCACAGCCUCAUGAUACCCUCGAGGUCACUGGGCAUCCCACCAGCCUGACCGCUGCCCAUGUCUCCAAUACUCUGACAGAGGCAUGUCUCUACUCGGCGAGCGUUCUCCACAGGAUUAAGCAUAAGGACAAUUCGAAGGCUGUUUCAGUCCCUGAUUUCAGCUCAGAAUAUUCCAAGCUUUGUUACUCCAUCGACCCCGCCCGCCUACUCUGCCAGCUGCGGGACUGCGUCUACGCCUGCUGCCACCAGUUGGCGUUCCUGAAGUCGCAGUGUUAUCGUAAGCAAUCCGAAGGCGGUUGGCAGGAAUGUCAAUAUGGCCGUGAUGUAACCUCCAACUCCCCCCUCCAGGACUUCCUGAUUGACGCCCCCGACUCCAAGUUCAAGACUCACCCCUUCGACCCGUGCAACAUCUGUCUCAAGAGCCACGUCAACAUGGGAUUCAAGCAGGAGGAUUUGCCUGAACCUCAGCAAACAGGCAAGCAUAUUUCCACCAUCCUCAGUCCCACCUGCGGCGGCGAGGAUCCCUUGCUGACAUUGUCCUCCUACCUCACCUGCCUCACCAGGCGGACGCCGCGCACCACCGGGGAGCUUGUCUCCUUCUUCCACAAUUUCGGGAAUGAACUGCACAAGUCUUCUUCACAGUUGUCUCCACUGGGCUCCGCCCUCUCCAAGCCACAUGACCACUGCCCCGACUGGGACUGUCUUGAGGCCGAAGACCUCCGAGCCAUCGAGGACAUCCGGGGCUCCGCCCCUUUCAACUCCAACCACCAAGACCAAGAUCAUCCCAAGACCCUGUCCACGCUGGUUGGUUGUGGCAUCGAUAAUGUCAAAUGCCCACAGCAUAUUUCGCCCAUCACCUACCGGGCCUACGCCCUGUACUCCCCAGGCUUCGUCCACACCUACCUCAGCUGGGCGGUCUACCUGGCCGACAGACUGUGGGAGUCACUGCUUAAGCUGCACUGUGAUCUCGAGAACCUUCAAUGUCACGACUCCAAGCCCAAGGCUCUCCAUCCAUGUGACAAUGCCCUGCCCCUCCUCUACACUCACGGGUUCACGCCGCCGGAAGGGACACUGCAGUCGUCACUCACGUGUUCGAAGUUCAUAGCCAAGCUGGGGGAUGUGGUCGCCGGUAAGCCUAUCGCAAGCCUCAUGACCUGUAUGGACAAUUUCCUUUACAGAGUCCGGGAGCCCUUCAUCUACACUGUGUUCACACUCUGGCUCACCGCCGCGCUCUACAUCCUCAUCGUACUCCUCUACCGCAUGGACGUGCUCCGCAUUCGCUCGCACCUUCUCACCACCAGGGCCUCCCAUAUCAUCGACGUCAAGGCGCUACUCACUCCCAGGCGGAAGAUGCUGUCACUGUACAAGGACGUCGAUUACUUCGACGACGACCCCUUAGAAGUACUGUACGUCAGAUAA